This is a messenger RNA of Pseudophryne corroboree (corroboree frog), 2903 nucleotides long. RefSeq names its product ATP-dependent translocase ABCB1-like. Gene Ontology annotation, cellular component: membrane. Gene Ontology annotation, molecular function: ABC-type oligopeptide transporter activity; ATP hydrolysis activity; ATP binding. The transcript has 19 exons. NCBI's taxonomy places the organism in Eukaryota, Metazoa, Chordata, Amphibia, Anura, Myobatrachidae. The coding region runs from base 1 to 2739 and encodes 912 amino acids. Gene Ontology annotation, biological process: transmembrane transport. The record is from RefSeq and is a predicted model, not a curated record.
AUGUCAUACAUCGAUGUACCGAAAAUAGACAGCUCUUCAACAUCAGGCUUUAAACCUGACAAGGUUACGGGAGACAUCGAAUUCAGAAAUGUGAAAUUUAGCUAUCCCUCCAGACCUGACAUUCAGGUUUUGAAAGGCUUGAAUCUUAAAGUACCUACUGGUAAGACUGUAGCCUUAGUAGGGAGCAGUGGUUGUGGCAAGAGUACAACAGUCCAGCUCAUCCAAAGGUUCUAUGACCCAGAGGAAGGCUCGAUCACUAUUGAUGGGCAGGACAUUCGCAAUCUAAAUACCAGAUACUUAAGAGAGAUGAUUGGGGUGGUGAGCCAAGAACCCGUUCUGUUUGACACCACGAUUGCUGAGAAUAUCCGCUACGGCCGGGAAGAUGUCACGAUGGAGGAAAUUGAACGAGCCACCAAGGAAGCAAAUGCCUACCACUUUAUCAUGAAGCUUCCCGAUAAAUACGAGACCCUAGUGGGAGAGAGAGGAGCGCAGCUGAGUGGGGGCCAGAAGCAGAGGAUCGCUAUCGCACGGGCGCUGGUUCGCAACCCCAAAAUUCUCCUUCUUGACGAAGCCACCUCUGCGCUGGACACUGAGAGUGAAUCUGUUGUACAAGCAGCUCUGGAUAAGGCUAGGGAAGGCCGGACCACCAUCAUCAUCGCCCACCGCUUGUCAACAAUCCGAAAUGCAGACAGUAUUGCUGGAUUUCAUGAGGGUGUCAUUGUGGAGCAAGGAAGCCACAGUGAACUCAUGCAGAGAGAAGGAAUUUACUAUAAACUGGUCACCAUGCAGUCAUUAGAAGCAGAGAAAGACAAAGAGGGUUAUGUAGAAGAUAACUCUAAAGACAUUGAAGAUUCUGUAGUAUACACUGCCACAAAACUAGUGAGAAGGAAAUCAAGUCGCCAUGGCAGCUUCAAGAAAGCACCAGAGAAGGAAGACAAAGAAUACGAGGAAGACGAUGACGAUAAAGAUGAGGCUGUAAAGGUGCCACCGGUCUCUUUUCUAAAAAUUAUGAAGCUGAACAAGACGGAGUGGCCGUACUUUGUGGUUGGUGUCAUUAGCGCAAUUAUCAACGGUGCCACACAGCCAGCGUUUUCCAUUGUAUUCUCCAGGAUUAUCGGGGUGUUUGCAGGCCCGAUCGAGGAGAUGGAAGCCAAAAGCACCAUGUUUUCUCUGUUAUUCCUGGCAAUCGGAGGUAUCUAUUUUGUGACAUAUUUCCUUCAGGGAUUCACAUUUGGGAAAGCAGGAGAGAUUCUCACAAAGAGACUCAGACUGAUGGCCUUCAAGGCAAUGUUAAGACAGGAAAUGGGCUGGUUUGAUGACAAGAAGAACAGUACCGGGGCUUUAACCACACGACUGGCUACUGAUGCAUCACAAGUUCAGGGGGCCACUGGGUCCAGGCUGGCCUCGCUUACUAAGAGCAUUGCAAACAUGGGCACUGCAAUUAUAAUAUCUUUUAUUUAUGGAUGGCAAUUAACCCUGCUCCUCUUGGUUAUUGUGCCAGUCAUCGCUUUCUCUAUUCUGCUACAAAUGAAGACCUUUGCCGGGCAUGCAAAGAAAGACAAGCAGGAACUGGAAGUGGCUGGAAAAAUCGCCACCGAUGCCGUGGAAAACAUCCGCACUGUUGUCUCUCUAACACGAGAGAGGAAGUUUGAGGCCAUGUAUGAUGAAAAAUUAGUAUUGCCCUACAAGAAUGCCAUUAAAAAAGCGCACAUCCAUGGACUGACCUUCGGGCUUACUCAGGCAAUCACUUUCUUCGCCUAUGGGGCGUGUUUCCGCUUCGGUGCGUGGCUGGUAGUACAUAGACACAUGACUAUGGAGAAUGUAUUCCUGGUGUUCGCAGCCCUUGUAUUCGGGGCUAUGGCUUUGGGUGAGGCCAGUUCACUCACUCCAGACUACAGUAAAGCAAAGAUGUCAGCGGCUCAUAUAUUCCACCUGCUGGAGAAGGAGCCCCUCAUAGACAGUUACAGCACCGAUGGACAGAGGCCUCCACAGUGUGAUGGGAAUGUCAUGUUCCGGGGGGUCCAGUUUAAUUAUCCGUCAAGACCAGAUGUGCAGGUGCUGCAGGGUCUGGACAUCAGUGUGAAGAAAGGGGAAACCCUGGCGCUAGUGGGCAGCAGCGGGUGCGGGAAAAGUACCACUGUCCAACUGCUGGAGAGAUUCUACGACCCACAAAUCGGAGAAGUGAGUAUAGACGGCUGUGAUGUGAGGAGAGUGAACAUCCAGUGGCUCCGAGCCCAGAUGGGCAUCGUGUCCCAGGAGCCCAUAUUGUUUGACUGCAGCAUAGCGGAGAACAUUGCCUAUGGAGAUAACAGCAGGACGGUGCCACAAGAAGAGAUUGAACGAGCAGCCAAAGGUGCCAAUAUCCAGAGCUUCAUUGAAACACUCCCAGAUAAAUAUAACACGUCUGUUGGAGAUAAGGGCACCCAGCUCUCCGGGGGUCAGAAGCAGCGGAUCGCCAUUGCCCGAGCUCUUGUGCGUCAACCCAAAAUCCUACUUCUGGAUGAAGCCACAUCUGCUCUGGAUACAGAGAGCGAAAAGGUUGUACAAGAAGCGCUGGACAAAGCGCGGGAGGGCCGCACGUGUAUUGUGAUUGCCCACCGGCUGUCCACCAUCCAGAAUGCAGAUAAAAUAGCUGUGAUCCAGAAUGGGAGAGUCGUGGAACAGGGGACACAUCAACAGCUGCUGCAGCAGAAAGGGGUCUAUCACUCGCUGGUCACAAUACAGCUGGGACCCGCAUGAGGUGGAAGCAUGGCCAGACGUUAUACUACCUGACUUAUCAGAGGAUGGGUUACCUUUACUGAUUCAGAUUAUUUCAUUUUGAAUCUAAAGACCAGUUAUUUGGACAGUAUUUGUGUAUCAGGGACAAUUAGGACCAAGCAAAGUACAUACAGUGCCUUGCUAAA